AUGGGCAUCACAGACCUUAUCGACCACGCAUUGCAUCGCGAGCCUCAACCCAAGUCAUACGAAAAGAAGAGGAAAUACCGAAUUGGCAAAACAUUAGGCACGGGAACUUAUGGUUCGGUUAAAGAGGCAGUAAACGUGUCCACUGGUCAGAAAGUAGCAGUUAAAGUGAUUUUGAAGAAAGAUGCGGCUAGUCAAAACGAAAUGGUGCAGAAAGAAAUGCAAGUCCUGCAAAAUCUGGAUCAUCCCAAUAUCGUAAAGUUUUACGAUUGGUUCGAGUCUCGAGACAAGAUUUCACGUGUUAUAACGACUGAUGAUGAAAUUAUGACAACAAUGUGCGGCUCAUUUGGCUACGUUGCUCCAGAGAUUUUUAAGCGCACAGGAUACAACAAAGCAGUCGAUAUAUGGAGUGUUGGAAUAAUUACAUAUACGCUGCUUUGUGGCUACAUUCCCUUCCGAGCGGAAGAUCGCGCUGCGUUUAUAGAAGAAGUGACUGCUGCUCACGUUGAAUUUCAUGAUCGAUACUGGAGAAAUGUAUCUAACGACGCAAAAGGUUUCAUUCUGACUCUGCUAAAUCCUAACCCAACGGAGCGUCCAACCGCUGAAGAAGCUCUUCAUCACAAGUGGUUGACGGGCGAAAAUGCAGCGGACAUUGAUUUGUUAGACGGCAUAACUGAAAACUUUAAUGCCAGGAAAAAGUUUAAACAGGCAAUCGACGCUGUACAAGCACUCAAUAGAAUCAAGGGAGCAAGCAAGUCCAGCAGCGAAGAAGAGAGCAAUGAAGAUGAAAAUACCAAUGUCAAGGCAGAUGAGAAAUCUGUUCGAUUGCAAGUUUAA
Paraglomus brasilianum is the source of this 834-nucleotide messenger RNA. Lineage: Eukaryota; Fungi; Glomeromycota; Glomeromycetes; Paraglomerales; Paraglomeraceae. The record is from the annotation of a GenBank genome assembly.